This is a messenger RNA of Saimiri boliviensis boliviensis (Bolivian squirrel monkey), 1558 nucleotides long. The record is from RefSeq and is a predicted model, not a curated record. NCBI's taxonomy places the organism in Eukaryota, Metazoa, Chordata, Mammalia, Primates, Cebidae.
GAAGGACCCCGCGCCGCCAAGCGCCCCGAGGACUCCGUGGAGGGUGGGCGCCGCCGAGGGCUCCUGCCGCCGGCAGGUUUCCGCGGAGUGCCGCCCGGCUUCGCGCUGCCGCCGCCGCGGCCCAUGGGCAGAGUCGGCCGGGCGGGCCGGCAUUAAACUGAGAAAAGAUGUCCCUUUACGAUGACCUAGGAGUGGAGACAAGUGACUCAAAAACAGAAGGCUGGUCCAAAAACUUCAAACUUCUGCAGUCUCAGCUUCAAGUGAAGAAGGCAGCUCUCACUCAGGCAAAGAGCCAAAGGACAAAACAAAGUACAGUUCUUGCCCCAGUCAUUGACCUAAAACGAGGUGGCUCCUCAGAUGACCGGCAGAUUGUGGACACUCCACCGCAUGUAGCAGCUGGGCUGAAGGAUCCUGUUCCUAGUGGGUUUUCUGCAGGGGAAGUUCUGAUUCCCUUAGCUGACGAAUAUGAUCCUAUGUUUCCUAAUGAUUAUGAGAAAGUAGUGAAGCGCCAGAGAGAGGAACGACAGAGACAGCGGGAGCUGGAACGACAAAAGGAAAUAGAAGAAAGGGAAAAAAGGCGUAAAGACAGACAUGAAGCAAGUGGGUUUUCAAGGAGACCAGAUCCAGAUUCUGAUGAAGAUGAAGAUUAUGAACGAGAGAGGAGGAAAAGAAGUAUGGGCGGAGCUGCCAUUGCCCCACCCACUUCUCUGGUAGAGAAAGAUAAAGAGUUACCCCGAGAUUUUCCUUAUGAAGAGGACUCAAGACCUCGAUCACAGUCUUCCAAAGCUGCCAUUCCUCCCCCCAUGUAUGAAGAACAAGACAGACCGAGAUCUCCAACUGGGCCUAGCAACUCCUUCCUCGCUCACAUGGGGGGCACAGUGGCGCACAAGAUCAUGCAGAAAUACGGCUUCCGGGAGGGCCAGGGUCUGGGGAAGCAUGAACAGGGGCUGAGCACCGCCUUGUCGGUGGAGAAGACCAGCAAGCGUGGCGGCAAGAUCAUCGUGGGAGAUGCCACAGAGAAAGAUGCAUCCAAGAAGUCAGAUUCAAAUCCACUGACUGAGAUACUUAAGUGUCCUACUAAAGUGGUCCUCCUAAGGAACAUGGUUGGUGCGGGAGAGGUGGAUGAAGACUGGGAAUUUGAAACCAAGGAAGAAUGUGAAAAAUAUGGCAAAGUUGGAAAAUGUGUGAUAUUUGAGAUUCCUGGUGCCCCUGAUGAUGAAGCAGUACGGAUAUUUUUAGAAUUUGAGAGAGUUGAAUCAGCAAUUAAAGCGGUUGUUGACUUGAAUGGGAGGUAUUUUGGUGGACGGGUGGUAAAAGCAUGUUUCUACAUUUUGGACAAAUUCAGGGUCUUGGAUUUGGCAGAGCAAGUUUGAUUUUAAGAACUAGAGCACGAGUCAUCACCAGUGAUCCUUAAACGAACUGCAGCUGAGAAAAGAAGGAAAAAGGUCACAGCCUGCAUGGCUGUUGCAUACCAAGACUCUUAGAAAGACUUCUAAGAUAUAUGUUGAUUGAUCCCUUUUUUAUUUUGUGGUUUUUUAAUAUAGUAUAAAAAUCCUUU